UGUGAUGCAAGUAUGGUGGUGAUUCUUGGUCGUGAUUCAAUGCUCGGAGGUGAUGAUAUUCUGAGGUGGUGAUACUUGGAGGUAGAAAUAAUCUGUGAUGAUCAAACUUUUAUCAGAGUAGCUAAGUUUGUAGCAGAAUAAUUUUGCGCACACAGACAGAUGCAAAGCUUUAGAUAUUUUGAAACCGAUGAUCGAAACUUCUACCAUGGUAGCCAGCACCGACAGUGAAAACACUGCAUACCGUCACUUUGCCAAAAUGCUAGAUUAUCUGUUUAAGGGAACACAGUUGAAGGUCUUAGAUGGUGAGCCUGGAUCAUUAGCGGUAAAAGAAGAUAUGAUCUCCAAUCAGCCUUUGUAUCCGAAUACUGCCGAAUCCACUCACACACUGUCAACUUCAAGCAUAAAAAAAAUCGACGCAAUUGUUUACAUGAAGAUAAGAAAAACAAAAGUCGAGUUGUCAAAUGACGAAUGGAAGAAGCCUUUGACAAGUACAGCAACAGCCUUAAAACAACAAUCGAAGAAUCUCAGGUCAAACCUCUCGAUUCUCAAUUCACUCCAGCAAAAAUACAGAAUUAAGACUGAAAGCAUCUUGGCUAUGGCUGUCAUUGGCUAUACUGGCUAUAUAUAGCGAAGACUUCCCUGGUAUCCGUAAGCCCUUAUCUUAUGAUAGGGCUGAGAAUCGGGUGGGCCGUCGUUGGUGAUCCGCUAAGGAUCGAUGAUAUGUGUAGGC
Molecule: messenger RNA, 730 nt
Organism: Mucor mucedo
Lineage: Eukaryota; Fungi; Mucoromycota; Mucoromycetes; Mucorales; Mucoraceae
Exons: 5
Coding region: 188-628 (146 amino acids)
Source: RefSeq, a predicted model, not a curated record